Messenger RNA from Cololabis saira (Pacific saury), 703 nucleotides. RefSeq names its product C-C motif chemokine 20-like. Gene Ontology annotation, molecular function: chemokine activity; CCR chemokine receptor binding. The transcript has 3 exons. Gene Ontology annotation, biological process: positive regulation of ERK1 and ERK2 cascade; cellular response to interleukin-1; neutrophil chemotaxis. NCBI's taxonomy places the organism in Eukaryota, Metazoa, Chordata, Actinopteri, Beloniformes, Belonidae. Gene Ontology annotation, cellular component: extracellular region. Bases 98 to 376 code for a protein of 92 amino acids. The record is from RefSeq and is a predicted model, not a curated record.
AGAGGCUGAUGUGAUCAGCAGUUCGUCAGCAGAGCCUGUCAGUUCUGACUCUACCUGAGGAGACAACAGAGUCGCUGCUGCCGGCGCGGACCAAGACAUGCUGUCAAUCAAAGUCACGGCGAUAGCGACCACUCUGCUGACUGUGUGUGCGCUGGGCACGAGCUUGGGUUAUCAGGGAUGCUGCCGAGGCUACAUGAAGGGCAAAUUACCAUUGUCAAUUAUCGAAGGUUACACAGUGCAGGACAUUUCAGAGAUGUGUCACAUCAAUGCCAUCAUUUUCCACACAACCAGGGGUAAAGUCUGCACAAAUCCCGAUUUGCCAUGGGUGAUGGACUACAUCAACCGUAUAAGGUGGGGUUUUCAACGAACAACAUGAGUAACAAGUGCACUGCUUUUGUGAGCAAAAAGUAACAGAAUAAACCUCAGAUAAUUAAUUCAAUCAAUUCUCAUUGCAGGUAUAGGGCACACAGCUCACCAGAAUGCAGAGCAGAACUAUAAAGAACACCAGCUCCUUCAAAUGAGUUUCAUCUCAGCUUCACCUGCUAUUCAGUAAACAAGGUGGUUUCCUGGUUUUAUAGGUCAAUGAGCCCCAGCUUGAAAAGCCUACUGUAAAUAGAAAAAGGAACAGAUAUCUUCUCAGUUGUAAUAACACUGUAUGUGUAUGUGUAUUAUGUGUAUUUUUAUAAUCCCAGUAUGUGAAAAA